AUGCCGUCGUCCGAAUCUAUCGUUGCCUCCACGAGGCAAAGUCUAAGCAGCUUUUCCACAGUAUCGCAGGAAGUAGAAUCGUCGCCUUCGACGACACGUGUAUCCAUCAAUAAUAUCACCUUUCGAAACCCACAAGAGAAGCCGUUCAAGAACCGCGCGGCAAGCUUGACGGCCAAAUCCAAGCCACAAGGACUAGAACCCACGUCAGACAAAUGGUCCUAA
This is a messenger RNA of Phytophthora nicotianae INRA-310, 222 nucleotides long. RefSeq lists its product as hypothetical. The transcript is spliced from 2 exons. Bases 1 to 222 code for a protein of 73 amino acids. The record is from RefSeq and is a predicted model, not a curated record. Lineage: Eukaryota; Oomycota; Peronosporomycetes; Peronosporales; Peronosporaceae.